AUUCAAGAAUGGAAUCGCAAUAAGACUUACGAAGUAUAAAGGAGAACUCAAGCAUUUGGGAGCCCAAGUAUUACCUGAUGGUAAUAAUCUUUUGCUUUUUUAUUUAUUUUUUUUCGAAGAAGAAUACUAUCAAAUAAGAGCCGAUGAAGGUAUAUAGUUUGUGAAUUGCAAUAGGAUAGAGUAUGGAAGAAAUUUGCUUUUGCAUAUUAAGACAUGAUGAAUACAUUUGACAUUCCAGAGAAGGAACUUCUUAAGCAUACUUUUCAUAAUACUAUUUUUAAUACAAACCCUCCUCGAGUCUAUUCAGAUAAAAGAAAAACAACCAAAAAGACAUCUAGUGUGUCUUUUGAUUUAGCUAAAAAUGUUACUCAUAUGUUUUAAUAAAAUGGGUAUUGAAUCUAAUAAUUUC
Molecule: messenger RNA, 409 nt
Organism: Paramecium octaurelia
Lineage: Eukaryota; Ciliophora; Oligohymenophorea; Peniculida; Parameciidae
Source: the annotation of a GenBank genome assembly